AUGCAGCACGCAAAAAUUCCAAAAGUUAUUAUUAUCGGUGCAGGUCCAGGAGGACUUGCUCUUUAUCAUGCGUUGAUAAAGAACAAAGAUAAAAAAGAAUUCGAUGUAAAAAUCUUCGAAAGGGAUUCUAGUCCAAAAGGUAGAAAGAUGGCAAGGAUAUCAUAUAGCGUUGAACUAUCUCGGAACUCGAUCGCUUUUGAAUUGUGUACCAUCUUCGAUCACUUCAAUCCUUCAAAAAGCGAUGCCAAAUCCAAUUCCCAACACUUUAACGAACUUGUAAAAGUUCCAGAUGAACUUUCCGUGAUGAUUACUUAUCGUGAUAGACUUAGAGAUGUAUUAUUAGAAGGUGUACCUGUUACCUGGGGGAAAAAAUGCAUUAGAUACGAAGAAACUAAAGAUGGUGUUUGUGUAAUGUUUGAUGAUGGUUCGCAAGAUUUUUGUGAUAUCUUAGUUGGCGCAGAUGGAAUUAAUUCUCCAGUUCGAAAACUGAGACUACCCAAAUUACAAAUUUUCGAUUUUGAAAUAACAAAUGUCGUAGCAAAUGUUGCUGCACCUAAGAAUCUUAUGGACAGGUUCAUAAAGUUACAAGGAAAUAGUUUAUUCCAAAAGUCUCUCGGUUUACAUGGUGAUUCGUCAACGCUUCUUUUUCGUCUAAUUCCAAUCGAGCAAGAGCCAGGUUACGAGAAUAAAAGUAAUUCUAAUGAGCCUCAUUACAGAGUAACCUUGAAUUAUUCGUAUCCCACAAAAUUAGACUUUGAAUCCGAUAAAAUCAAAGUUGAUGAUAAUGAUUCAGCAUCAGUCAUUGAACAUGUCAAGCAGAUGAUUCGAAAUUUUGGAUCCGGAUGCGAAUUUGAUGAUAUUGUAUUAGAAUUUUGGGACUUGGUUCCUAAAUCAACUCCAAAUGAUCCAGAAAAAUUUCAAUUUAAAACUUAUAAUCCGACUCGACGAAGACAAUAUCAAGAAUAUGAAAAAGAAAUGCGAAAAAGAUCAACCGUCAACGUGUUAAAAUCUAGAUCUACGGCAUUUCAAUUGUCUACUCCAGUUGGUCCUAUUGGAGCCUUUAUUAGAAAUUGUAGUUUUAAGGUUACAAAUUUCAUUAUGAACUUUUUUAGUAUUUUUAGAAAGUAA
This is a messenger RNA of Funneliformis caledonium, 1128 nucleotides long. The record is from the annotation of a GenBank genome assembly. NCBI's taxonomy places the organism in Eukaryota, Fungi, Glomeromycota, Glomeromycetes, Glomerales, Glomeraceae.